Trichoplax adhaerens is the source of this 1614-nucleotide messenger RNA. RefSeq lists its product as uncharacterized. Gene Ontology annotation, cellular component: nucleus. The record is from RefSeq and is a predicted model, not a curated record. Gene Ontology annotation, molecular function: DNA-binding transcription factor activity, RNA polymerase II-specific; RNA polymerase II cis-regulatory region sequence-specific DNA binding. The transcript has 16 exons. Lineage: Eukaryota; Metazoa; Placozoa; Uniplacotomia; Trichoplacea; Trichoplacidae. Gene Ontology annotation, biological process: regulation of transcription by RNA polymerase II; endoplasmic reticulum unfolded protein response. The coding region runs from base 1 to 1614 and encodes 537 amino acids.
AUGGAUCAGGGUUUACACGACGAAUUGGAUCCCCACUAUAAUCAAGCAGAUGGCUUCAAUACCGCAGAUUGGGACAUGGACUGUCAACAAUUUGACCUAGAAAAUGGCGAAUUGGACACCAUGCUGGACAAACUUGUCGAUCAACUACCUCGAGUACCGGAUUCGAAUUGGGGCAAAUCAUUAGAAUUUGACGAUUCUUACAUUGACGAAUGGCUUGUUGAUAACUGCGAAUCGCCAGAAAAUAGUCACGAUAGUGGUGUUUAUCUUAAAUCUGAGCCUCUUUCGCCUUCGAAUUCUCUUGGCAGUUCAUCUUCUUAUCAGGUCUCUAAUGCAUCCGUGGCCCCAUCGCCAAAUAGUGAAUCAUCAAUAAAAAUAGAAUCACCACCAAUAACUCCACCACAAAAUCAGUAUAUUCCAAAGGAUGUCCAACAGACAGAUAUUAGUCCUAAUUCUCAUGCAAACUAUAACAAAGUACCGCUCGUAUCCUCGGUGCGAAAGAUACCUUUAGCUCAUGGUCGAAGCGGGACUUCAUUUACGUCCUUAGAGGAAGAGAUUGUUAAUAAGCCAUUGCCAGCUGUCGAUACGACUAAAUUUUCAACAGUCGAGUUGAAGGCAUAUAAAAAGUUACAAAGGAAAAUUAAGAAUCGUGAAUCUGCUUGUUUAUCGAGAAAGAAGAAGAAGGAGUAUUUACAAAGUUUGGAGACCGAGCUUAAUCAGCAAGCAGCUUUAUGUAAUCGUUUAAAAUCAGAGAAUGAGUCUCUAAAGUUAAAAAUUCAACAGUUAGAACAAGAAAACGUUGCACUCAGACAACAUCAGGAAUCUGUAGAAUCCAAUACUAAAUUUUCUUCUAACAAAUCUCAUGUUGUACUCUUUAUGGUUCUUUUGUUUGUUGGAUUUAAUGUAACCGUUCUGAAUCUUACAAGUAGUAAUACCGUUAUCGAUCAAAUACCUGGUGAUGAUAGUAUUUCAGUUUUACAUGGACGUGCUCUGCUGUCUCAUAAAGGAGAACAACCUGACAUAAUUAUUGGUAGGCCAUCACUACCACUAGAGCAUAGCAAGUCAUACAAAGAGUUUGAAUCAUCAUCCACUGGCUGUUCGCCUGUGCUAAAUAAGACCGAAACACAACGAAUUUCGCGCACGCUUUUAAAAUGGCAUCAACGACAGAAGGUAGAAUAUAAUUUCAUUCGUAAGAAUUCUGUAUUACAAGAUAAAGAGGCUUUUCAGAAGCUUGGAUCGAACGAGCUUGCUAUUAAGCCUGAUAAUGCCAUUCCUAGAAAAGAGUCUGAAGUUGAUAACAACCAGAUUGUACCAUAUUAUAGUGACGUUUUCAGCAGUGCACGCGAUUACGUCUCCAAAAUGUUCAAUCAGAGUGUCGAUACGUUUUAUGUCGUAACAUUUAAGAAAGAUUUAUAUUUAUAUCCACCUACAACUGGUAACAAGAAUCAAAAGCAACGGCUGUCUCUAAUUAUGCCAGCUUUUAAUGAAACUUACAUGACAACAAUGGUGAAAAUCGAUUGCGAGAUUUCAAAUAUGACCUUCGUCAAGUUAAAUAUACCUUCAGCUCUAGCAACUGACCGUUUUAGCUGGUUUCAAUCUGCUCCGUCAGUGUUGUAA